AUGAGGGCCAUGACUACUUUAUUCCAUGAUAUGAUUCAUAAGGAGAUUGAAGUCUACGUGGACGAUGUCAUUAUCAAAUCCCGAAGGAGUUCAGAACAUUUUCCUGACCUAAGGAAAUUCUUUGAACGAUUGCAGAGGUACAACUUGAAGUUGAAUCCAGCAAAAUGUACGUUUGGAGUUCCUGCUGGAAAAUUAUUGGGAUUCAUUGUUAGCAGAAAAGGGGAAGAUAUUUCAGAGCCUUAUUCAGGAUGGAGGAUGUUCUUUGAUGAAGCGUCAAAUUUCAAAGGAGUCGGAAUAGGAGCAGUUUUGGUUUCCGAGACAGGUCAGCACUACCCUAUCUCGGCAAAGAUCAGAUUUCCCUGCACGAACAAUAUGGCAGAAUACGAAGCUUGCGUCCUCGGGCUUAGGAUGGCAGUUUAUAUGAACAUCAAAGAACUUUUGGUAAUAGGCGAUUCUGACCUAUUGGUCCAUCAGGUACUAGGAAAAUGGACCACUAAGAAUGUCGAAAUUCUUCCAUACUUACAUUGCGUGAAGGAAUUGUGCAAGCAGUUCAGAGAGAUUGAUUUCAAGCAUGUGCCUCGAAUCCAAAAUGAGUUUGUUGAUGCCUUUGCGACAUUGUCAUCAAUGAUCCAACAUCUUGACAAGAAUUACAUCGACCCUAUCAAGGUAGAAAUACACGAUCAGCAAGCAUAUUGUUUUCAUGUCGAUGAGGAAUUGGAUGGCCAGCCAUGGUACUACGACAUUAAAAAGUUGCUCGAGACGAGAGAAUAUCCGAAAAAUGCAACUAACAAACAGAAGCGGACCUUGAGGAGAAUGGCAAAUCACUUCUUCCUUAACGGAGAAAUCCUAUAUAGGAGGACUUUAGAUCUGGGAUUGCUAAGAUGUGUGGAUGCCACAGAGGCGACGAGGUUGUUAGAAGAAGUUCACGGAGAUUUCAUUCAAGUUCCCCCAAAUGAGCUUAAUGUAAUGGGCUCCCCUUGGCCGUUCGUCGCUUGGGGCUUUGAUGUGAUUGGACCUAUCGAACCCCCUGCAUCAAAUGGGCAUCGCUUCAUCUUAGUGGCCAUCGAUUAUUUCACUAAAUGGGUCGAAGAUUCAACGUACAAGGCAGUAACAAAGAAGGUGGUAGCAGAUUUUGUUUGCAACAAUAUAGUUUGCCGAUUUGGGAUUCCAGAAUCAAUUAUCACAGAUAAUGCAGCCAAUCUUAACAGCGAUCUUAUGAGAGAGACUUGUGAAAAGAUUAAGAUUGCCUACUGA
This is a messenger RNA of Lycium barbarum (goji berry), 1254 nucleotides long. RefSeq lists its product as uncharacterized. Gene Ontology annotation, molecular function: RNA-DNA hybrid ribonuclease activity; nucleic acid binding. Gene Ontology annotation, biological process: DNA integration. NCBI's taxonomy places the organism in Eukaryota, Viridiplantae, Streptophyta, Magnoliopsida, Solanales, Solanaceae. The transcript has 3 exons. The record is from RefSeq and is a predicted model, not a curated record. The coding region runs from base 1 to 1254 and encodes 417 amino acids.